Messenger RNA from Syngnathoides biaculeatus (alligator pipefish), 3248 nucleotides. It is a transcript of the gene nexn, whose product is annotated as nexilin (F actin binding protein). Gene Ontology annotation, biological process: axon guidance; homophilic cell-cell adhesion; dendrite self-avoidance. The coding region runs from base 63 to 2531 and encodes 822 amino acids. NCBI's taxonomy places the organism in Eukaryota, Metazoa, Chordata, Actinopteri, Syngnathiformes, Syngnathidae. The record is from RefSeq and is a predicted model, not a curated record. The transcript has 13 exons. Gene Ontology annotation, molecular function: cell-cell adhesion mediator activity. Gene Ontology annotation, cellular component: plasma membrane; axon.
AACAAAACAAAAACAGUUGCUAAGAGCCCACAUUAGAACCAACUUGUCACUGUGGUCCAAAAAUGGCUGAGGUGGCACAAGUUGAGGCUGUGAUCGGCUUGAAAGGUGUCCGACGUAAAAAUGAACACGGGAGUGAUGCAGACGCCAAGAAUGAUGGGCUAAAAAGCAAAGCGAUGACAAAUGUGCUGGACAAAAAGACUGGGGUUCCAGAAAUGAAUGGCACGGAACAGAAGGGAAGGGAGAAGGAUAGUGGUGAUAAGAAUAGAAGAAGGAAAACUGUUAAGGCUGCUGAGUCAGAGGAAGCCCCACCUGACUCAACUGAGAAAAAUAUUUCUGAUGUUAUGCUUAAAAAGGAGAAACUGCUCAGUUCCAGAAAACCCGUGGCCAGAAGCUACAUACCCAACACGAACAAAGACAAGGGCGAUGUGACGGGAAAGUUUGAGGCUCUGCAGAAGGCCAGGGAGGAGCGCAGCCGGCAGAGGAACAGGGACGAGCAGCAGAAGAGGAAAGAGCAGUACAUCAAGGAGAGGGAGUGGAACCGCAGGAAGCAACAGAUAAAAGAACUUCUUGCUUCCAGCGAUGAGGAAGAAGAAGUGAAGCCGGCAAAAGUGGAGAAAUCCUACGUCCCCAAAAUCACAGGUAGUGUAAAGGGGAAGUUUGCUGAAAUGGAAAAGCAAAGGCAAGAGGGGGAGAGGAAGAAGAUGGAAGGUGAGAGAAAGCGGAGGGAAACCCAGGACAACAUGGAAAAAGACAAAAUCAAAAGGGAAUUGGCCAAGAAGGCAGCUGAGGAAGGAGAUGACACCAUCCUGGUUCGGGUGGUUCCUGCUAAGGCAUCCCGAGCUCCAGGCAGAAUCAAGAUGAACUUUGAGGACAUGGAGAAGAGUCGAGAAGAGGAGCUAAAGAAGUCAGCUGAGGAAGAAAAGAAGAGACGCUAUGAUGAAAACAGACGGUCUUUCAGGGAGGCCAAGCGACGCUCGAUUGUCCCAGAGGAGGAAGAGGAAAAGACUGUGGAGAAGGCGCAGAUGUCUCCAGGAAAGCUGAAGAUGACAUUUGAAGAAUUGGAGAGGGAAAGGCAGGAGCAGAAGAGAAAGCAAGCUGAGGAGGAAGCCAAGCGCCGCCUGGAGCAGGAGAAAAAAGCUUUUGAAGAGGCCCGAUUGGGAUUGGAAGAAGAUGAGGAAGGCCCUCAGGCACCACCCCCAGACGACAAGGAGAACGUUCGGCCUGGAAAAUUGAGGUUGAGCUUUGAAGAACUUGAGAGGCAGCGGGUUGAGGAGGAGCGCAAGAAAGCUGAAGAGGGGGCCAAGAAACGAAUGGAAGAGGAGAGAAGAGCUUUUGCAGAAGCCAGGAAGAGCAUGCUUGUCGACGAGGAUGACGAGGCUUUGAUGGCCUUAUUGAACCUAGAGGGCAGCGAACCCGGAAAGAUCUGUGCCAGUUUUGAGGAGCUUGAGCGCCAGAGAAGAGAAGAAGAGCAGAAGAAGGCAGAGGACGAGGCAAAGAAGAGACUGGAAGAGGAGAAGAGACUCUUUGCUGAGGCACGCAAAAGCAUGGUUCUCGAUGAUGAGGGUGAAUUGGUGAGGACCGAAUCUCAGGAGGCACUGCACCCGGGAAAACUGGAGAUGAACUUUGAGGAGCUGUUGAAGGAGAAGGAGGAGGCCGAAAAGCGGCGCAAAGCAGAGGAGCGCAAACAGAAAUUGGAGCAAGAGAAGCAGGAGUUUGAGCAACUCCGACAAGAGAUGGGCGAGGAAGAAGUGAAUGAAAGCGCCAACGUUGUAAACAGAGAGUACGAAGAAUUGACGAAGCUCAAGAGGACGGGCUCCAUCCAGGCCAAGAACCUGAAGUCCAAGUUUGAAAAGAUCAAGCAGCUGACUGAUGAGGAGAUUCAGAAGAAGAUUGACAUGGAGCGAGCUCGAAGGAAGGCUGUCGACGAUGAAAUUAAAGAGCGAGAAGCUGAACGUUUCCAGGAGGAAGAUGAAGACAGUCAAAAUACUUUGUCAAGAGGGGAGGAGUCUCCAUUCAAACAGAAGGUGGACAUGCGAGCCAGGUUUGAACAAAUGGCCAAAGCCAGAGAAGAUGAGGAGAAAAGGCGGAUAGAGGAGCAGAAGCUACAGAGAAUGCAGUUUGAACAACAGGAGAUUGAUGCUGCUCUCCAAAAAAAAAAGGAGGAUGACGUAGAGGAUGAGGCAAGCAUUGUGAAUGGCUCCUACGAGGACGAUGAAGAUCAUGCCAGGUCGGGUGCCCCGUGGUUCAAAAAACCACUCAAAAACCAGUCAGUAGUGGACUCGGAACCUGUCCGCUUCACUGUCAAGAUCACUGGGGAGCCCAAGCCGGAGGUGACCUGGUGGUUUGAGGGAGAGUUGCUCCAAGACUGUGAAGACUACCAGUACAUCGAGAGAGGGGAGACGUACUGCCUCUACCUGCCAGAGACCUUCCCUGAGGACGAGGGCGAGUACAUGUGCAAGGCAGUGAACAGCCGAGGCACGGCGGCGAGCACCUGCAUCCUCACGAUAGAAAGUAAGACUACCCUGGUGUGACUGCAUGCCUGCAUGAAACAUCAUUCUGGCACUCCAGCCUCUUUUUGAAGUGGACCACUUGCUCCUCUUCUUCGUUAAGUGAGCCACAGGUAACAGCGCCUCUCUUUGUGUUUUACAGCUUAUGACUACUGAGGCUCUUCCACCUGCUGGAAACUUUCCCUGUUGUCUUUCUUUUUUUUAAAUAAUAAAUCAAUUGUCCCUCAUGGUCAAAAAACAGAGGGACGCAAUAGCGGUAUGCUUGGCAUUCCUAACAGAGAGAUAUACAAAAACUCAAAAUUGCCGAAUGUUUACUUAUUAAUCAGUUUUAAAGCUGCACUCCCUGUUAAUAUAGGAUAUGACCUGUGCCAAAACACCCAAUGAGAUUCUUGCAUAAGUCAAUAGGUUGUUCCCAUGUUAUGCUGAUCUUCUGUCACAAGACUAUAUAGUACAAUUUAAUUCAUGACGUAGUUGUGUCUUUUUCAGUAUACCAGCAGAUGUUGUGAUGCUAACCUGAAGUCUCAGUGACUUCAUCACUAUAUUAUUCAUCACUUACAGCAAAUAUAAAUCCACAGGCAUGAUCCUCUUGACACAGAUAUGACAACAUCCUCAAGCUAGUUUUGUGCUAUAGGAAAAAAAAUGUAUGUUUUAAUCGAAAGGGUUCAGUUAUAAAUUCAUCCUCUGUAAUGCUCCUUUUUUCUUAAGUUAUUCUUACUCUUCUUACAUUUGAUAUGCUGCUGU